AUGGGUAUCAAGUUUGAUGAUGAGAUUCAAGGUCUAUGGCUACUUGGUACAUUACCGAUUCUUGGGAGACUUUUAGGCAUCCUUGUUCAACUCUGCACCGGAUGGCAGGAGAGAAGUCAGAGUAGAGGUCCGGGUAACAGAGAAAAUCAACGUGGUACUAGCAACUCUGGUAAAGGGAAAUAUGUUAAUGUAGAGUGUUACUAUUGUGGGUUGUCGCGUUCUUUUUGGGGUGAAGCGUUGAACACGGAGGUACAUGUUAUUAAUCUAACCCCUUGUGUUCCUUUGAAGUUUAAUGUUCCUAACAGGGUUUGGAGCGGAAAAGAUGUUUCUUAUAGUCACUUGCGAGUCUUUGGAUGCAAGGUAUUUGUGCAUAUUCCCAAAGAUGAAAGGUCAAAUCUUGAUGUGAAGUCUAAGCUUUGCGCGUUCCUCGGCUAUGGCGAUGAUGAGUUUGGGUAUAGGCUUUAUGAUCCAGAUGUUGAGAAGAGAGAGACAAUACCUCAACAUAGUGAUAAUCUUAUUGAUUUGGGUCCAGUUCCUCUACAACAUAUUGACACACAUGUUGGAGAUGAUGUUCCUAUUGAUGACCAUGGUUCUAAUGAUGUUGAUGCUCAAGAGUAA
Messenger RNA from Impatiens glandulifera, 618 nucleotides. RefSeq lists its product as uncharacterized. The record is from RefSeq and is a predicted model, not a curated record. NCBI's taxonomy places the organism in Eukaryota, Viridiplantae, Streptophyta, Magnoliopsida, Ericales, Balsaminaceae. The transcript is spliced from 4 exons. Bases 1 to 618 code for a protein of 205 amino acids.